Molecule: messenger RNA, 233 nt
Organism: Paramecium sonneborni
Lineage: Eukaryota; Ciliophora; Oligohymenophorea; Peniculida; Parameciidae
Source: the annotation of a GenBank genome assembly
AUGAUUUUUUUUGAUUUUGGGCACUCUUAGUUAUUGGAAUCUACUUUGGAAUUAGGUCUUAAUGAUGAUUUGAAAAGUAUUGAAUCUCAUAAAAAAUAUAAGAUUGUUUGAUUAAAAAAAAUUGUUUGUUGGGUGAAGUUAUUGUUUAAUGUAAAUUCUUUAAGAGAUUAAGUAGAGUGUUUGAUAUAAAAAAUAUAGGUAUAAAUGGAAUAGUUGUGAUUAUGAGGUUUUGA